Messenger RNA from Mesorhabditis belari, 2532 nucleotides. The record is from the annotation of a GenBank genome assembly. NCBI's taxonomy places the organism in Eukaryota, Metazoa, Nematoda, Chromadorea, Rhabditida, Rhabditidae.
AUGAUUUUACCCUUCUUCGGUCUCGUUUUGACAACAGUUCAAUACUUUGACGAUCACAAGAUUCACUUUGACCCAAACAGUCUCUACCAAGAUAUAGCGGAAUGCGUCAAACAGGUGCACGUCACCGGCGAAAUGUACAAGAGUGUGCUGAGCAAUAUGGAGAAAUACGUUCACAAGAAUCCGGGCCUCUCCGAGUACCUGCAACGGAAUGCCGGGAUGACGUACAUGUUGGGACCGGAUUGGCGAGAGCUCUUCACUCAUGUCGUCGUGCAGGCUCGGAAACCCGAUUUCUUUCAGGGCAAAACCCCAUUUCGUCUUUUCAACGAGACAACCGGCAAUCUUCACUAUGAAAAAGUUCAAGAGCUGGAGCCCGGAAAAGUCUAUGCCGGGGGAAACAUUGGCGAAUUCGCUUCAAAAGCGAGUCUAACCGGCAAAGGAGUUUUGUAUUUCGGCGAUCACAUCUACACUGAUUUGGCCGAUCCAAUGUUGAGACUAGGCUGGCAUACGGCAGCAAUUGUGCCCGAGUUGGCCCGAGAGAUCCGUGCACAAAAUACCGAUGAGUACAGAGAAAACGUGAAAGCGAUCUUCAAUCCACGAUUUGGUUCCAUGUUCCGAACUUAUCACAAUAUGACGUUUUUCUCGAGGAGAUUGAUGAGACUCUCCGAUUUCUACACUUCUCGAUUGCCGAAUUUGCUGAAAUAUGAUGUGGAUCACUCAUUUUUCCCACGAAGAAAUGAACUGUGGUCGCUGCUGAGAAGAGCGCAAUGGGCGGCGGGCCAACAAAAAAUUGACCCGCCUAGAAGAAGGAUGGAGCUGGUGGACGCGAUCGAGAUUCCGCGCGUCGGCAACGUCUUCCUUCGACAGGGACCGCGACGAGAACAACGGGGAUCGCUGAUUUUGAUGGGCCAUCACAUGAUCUUCGCUCCACAAGCCGAUUCAUCAAACGAUCCAAACAACACGGCGAAUAAGGAGGAGUUCUGUAUUCUUCAUCGAAUGAUCGAUCGCGUUGUUAGCGAGCCCCGAUCGCGUGAUCCAAACUCGAAAGGAGGGAUCUUGACGCUAAAGUGCAAGAAUUUUAUGAUUUGCGUCUUCGAGGUACUCGAGCUGGACGAGUGUAUGGCUGCGGCGAGAACAAUCGAAACGUUGAGCAAUUUGAACGGUUUCUCUCUCGACUACCCAUUCUUCUAUCGAUGCCCGUUUACGAUUCUCGACGAUGGAUGGAGAGCAUUUGAUGUUGAAAGUGAAUUCGCGAGGGUUUCCAUGAAUGCACCCGAAAUGUUUCGUGUCUCGGAGGUGAAUAAGGAUUUCAAGGUUUGUGCAUCUUAUCCGGAGAAGGUGAUCGUUCCGCGAGGGAUUGGCGACGACUAUCUGAGGAUUUCGGCCACAUUUCGUGAUGGAGGACGUUUCCCGGUGUUGGCCUACUUUCACAGACAUACAAAGUCACCGAUCUUCCGAUGCAGCCAGCCGCUAAUCGGACCAACAAACAGACGGUGUAAGGAAGAUGAGACGAUUCUGAAUGCUCUUCUUUCAAUUGCACGAGGGAUUAUCAUCGACACGAGAAGUAAAGUGAAUGCACAAUCGGCUAAAGCUAAAGGAGGUGGCGCCGAGACGCAACAAUGCUAUUCGCAAUGGCGUUAUGUCACUUGUGGAACACCGAGGAUCAAGGAUUUGCACGAUUCGCUGGCGAAAAUGGUUGAUGUCUCGAUCGACAAGUCAGUUUCAUCGGAUCGUUGGCUUUCCCGUCUCGCCUCAUCAUCAUGGCUUUCUUCAAUCGCCGAUUAUCUAAACGCGGCCGCGAAUGUGGCUCAAUGCGUUGCAUGUGAAGGUACCCAAGAAGUCCCAGUCGUUGUUCAUGGUGGUGAGGGUGUUGAUUCGACGAUUCUCGUCACUUCAUUGGCGCAAAUGAUUCUUGAUCCAGACGCGAGAACGAUUCGAGGAUUCCAAUCACUGAUCGAACGGGAAUGGAUAUGUGGAGGUCAUCCGUUUAGUUUACGCAAUGCACAUUCGGCGUUUGCUGAGGGCACGAUCACUGGACCCUACGAGGCGCCUGUCUUCUUGGCUUUUCUCGAUUGUGUUUGGCAGUUAACGCAACAAUUCCAACAUUCGUUCGAAUUCACCGAGGGCUUUCUUCUGGAUCUCUUCGAACACUCAUACGCAUCGGAAUUUGGCUCAUUUUUGGGCAACAAUGAAAUGGAGAAACAAAAACAUCAAGUACGACAACACACGGUCUCGUUGUGGUCCUAUGUGAAUAAUCCGGAGAUUCUCAAAUCGUACGUGAACGUCCUUUACGAGCCGAAUGAAAGUGUCACAUGGCCGAGCGUGGCACCGCAAAGCAUUCAAGUAUGGGAACGUCUCUUUCUACGAUGGCAACGCGAUUGGACUGAGGUGAAUGCGAUUCGUGAAGCGGCUGUACAAUGGAGAUUGAAGGAGAGACAAUUGGCGAGCAAGGCCUUAUCGUUGAGGAGGCAACUCGUCGAAUUGAUGAAAGAGGCACAUUUGGCAAAAACGCUCAACGAUGUCCGCGUGGCUGAU